AUGAAGCCAGAGGAGACCCAUGAUUCUGUUUACCGGCCCUUGGAUGAGAUGCACCAUGUUCAAAGAGGAGUACUGCAAGCCCUUGGGGCCAUCCAGAUCUUGAAUGGAAUACUGAUUCUAGCUCUGGGUAUUUUUUUGGUUUGUUUAAAACAGUUGUCCCACCACUUCAUCAAUUUCUUCUUCUUCACCUUCUACACAGGCUACCCACUCUGGGGUGCUGUGUUUUUCAUCACCUCAGGAUCUUUGAGUGUUGCAGCAGGGAGAAGCCCCACAAGAACGCUGAUGCAAAACAGUUUUGGGAUGAACAUUGCCAGCACAAUGAUCGCAUUUGUUGGGACUGCUUUCCUUUCUGUACAUUUGGCACUCAAUACCCUGGCUUUCAGAGCUUGCCGGUCCUCACAGUCACCUGAUAUUUGCAUUUUCCUGGGUUCCUCAUCAAAUGGCCUGGUGUCCUUAAUGCUGAUUUUCACCCUGCUGGAGCUGGCCCUGACCAUUUCUCUCUCAGCCAUGUGGUGCCUAGGAAAUGUUUGUGGUUUAAGAGAGAUUAGUUCUUCACCUCCUAAUUCUGUGGAGUCAGGAUUACCCCCUGAAGAAAGCGAUUCUGAGAACCUGAUCACCCAGCCUCAAACCAUCGAAGAGUGA
Messenger RNA from Rattus rattus (black rat), 642 nucleotides. RefSeq names its product membrane spanning 4-domains A3 (gene Ms4a3). Lineage: Eukaryota; Metazoa; Chordata; Mammalia; Rodentia; Muridae. Gene Ontology annotation, cellular component: membrane. The transcript is spliced from 6 exons. The coding region runs from base 1 to 642 and encodes 213 amino acids. The record is from RefSeq and is a predicted model, not a curated record.